AUGAGUGCGGCAAGAGGGGCUUCGUUACAAGACAACUCGAUAGAAAGAGACGGAUUUUCAAGAGACAAGUCACGGGAAAGAGGCGCUUAUUUGAAAGAUGGCUCUCGGGAGAAGAGCGAGAGGGGCAGGGAGUUCAACGGAAGCCGUUUGGGAGCGGGGACUAGAGUGCGGCCGAGCUUUGAAGAGCUAGAGGAAGGGGAAGAGGGGAUGGGGUGGGAUGGGGAGGAGAGGGAGGAGGGCGAGAACAGGGAAAGGGGGUACGAGGGGUUUGAGGACCAGGGGGUGGGGGAGGAGAGGGUGGAGAGGGGUGAUGUGGGGGUUGGAAGGGAAAGAGAUGCGGUUGGGAGUGGUGAGGAUGGUAAUGGUGGUGGUGAGCAGGAGGAGGAGGAUGGGGAGAUGGGCGGCGGGGCAUGGGGGAAGAAAGAGGGGAUGGUUGGGGGAGAGGAGGGGGAGAUUGAGGAGGGGGAGUUUGAUGGAGGCGGGGGGAGGGAGCCUGGCGGGGCGAGUGACUCUAGGGAGCGUGAUAAUAAGGGGCGCGAGAGUGAUAGGAACGAGCGUGAUAGGGACGAGCGAGAUGGUAAGGACCAUGAUAAUGCGGAGAGGAACUGGAUGGAUGAUCUAAACGAGUUGGAAGAGGAGCAAGAUGCGCAGGAGAAGACUGGUGUGAUAAAAACGGGGGUUGGUAACGGGGAGGCGGAAGGAAGAGAAGGGAAUGGGGUAGAGACGAAGGUGGAGGCUGGAAGGGGAGAAGGGGAGCGAGUGAGAGUGAGGGAGAGGGAGAGGGAGGAGGAUAAGGAGGAAGAAGGGGAGGAGGAGGAGAGGGUGGAUUGGGGGGAGGAAGAGAGCGAGGACGAGGAAGAGCAGGGUUUCUGGGGUAAUGAGCGGGAGAGAGAAAGAGAGGAGGGUAAUAGAGAUCCUGGAAGAAUGGGAGGGUCGGAAGAAGAGAAGUGGCAGGAAUCGGGGGGCGUAGUGGACGAAAUGAGGAGGGAAAGAGAUGGUGGUUACAGGGACAUAGACAGAGACACAGACAGAGAGUUACUGACUACAAGUAGAACAGGAGGAGAGAAGGGUCCGGAUUACAAUGGUUUGGCUUGUGAGGCGCCUCAGAGCUCGAAUGAAGCAGGAGGAGAGAAGGGGCGGGCUCGAGAGAGGGCAAGUGAGAUGAAAGAGCAACAGGGGUCGGGCUUUAAUCAGCCAGUGUUUACACCUACAGAGCAGGAGGAACUCCCAACACAAGACCCGAAAAGGAUAUCAGUUGAGAAGGACGGAGGAAUGAUGAUUGCUAGCGUGGCUUAUGAACAGAAGUCUGCAGAGGGUGAGAGGAGGAGGAGCAGCAGCAGUAGCAGCAGCAGCAGCAGUGAGGAAUCAUCGGAGCUGUCUUUGUCUGCGUCUGAUUUGAGUGAUAGCGAGGCGAGUGAGGAGGGGGAGGAGACGUGGAGGAGAGGGAGGGCUGUGGAGAGGCGUGAGGGGAGAGGUGAGGGGAGGAGCGAGGGGAGAGGCGAGGGGAGGGGUGAGGGGAGAGGUGAGGGGAGGGGUGAUGGGGGAAGCGAGGGGAGGAGUGAGGGGAGGAACGAAGAGAGGAGCAAUAAAGACGCUGCUGCUGCUGCUAAAGGAACGGUUGCUGGUGGCAGCGAUAAGAGUGUUGGUGAAAGAGGUGGUGGGACGGGAAUGGGUGUGCGGCGAGGCUCUAGAGGUAAUUUGAAGGACUUGGAGCGAAAGGAGGGGGAUAAUAGGGAAGAGAAGGAAAAGAGGGUGGAGAGAGAGGGAAGAGGGGAGAAAGGAAAUAGAGAGGAGGGUGAGAGGGUUGGUGCUGGGGCAGGUGGGGGCAUGGGCGUUAGGAGAAGCUCAAGAGGGGAUUUGAGGGAAGAAGUGGGAGAAAAGGGAGGAGGAAGAAGAGAGGGAGGAGAGAGAGGAGAGGGAGGGGAGGGAACGAAUGGGGUGGAGGAAAGAGAUGGUGAAAGGGACGGUUUGCGAGGGGGAGGCAUGGGAAUGAGGCGGGGUUCACGAGGAGAUUUGCAGCGAUUGGAGCGGGAAGAGGAGGAGCGUUCGAAUGGUGGCGUGAGGAGGGGGAGAGAUAGGGAGAGAGAGCGGGAGAGAGCGAGAGGAGGGGAAGGGCGAGAUGAGGGGUGGAGGAAGGACGAUGAGAGGGGGACGAGAAGGGGCGAUGGGGAUGGGGAUCGAGGUGGGGAGAAGGGGCACAGGAGCGGGGGAAGGGAGGGUGGGAAGGAAAGGGGCGCAGUGCAGAGGGGGGAAGGGGAGAAGGAGAGAGAGGAGAGGGAGAAGGAGAGGGAGAAGGGAAGGGAAAGGGAGAAGACGAGUUAUAAGGAGAGAGAAAAGGAGAGGGAGAAGGAGAGGGAGAAGGAGAGAGAGAAGGAGAGAGAGAAGGACAGAGAGAAGGAGAGAGAGAAGGAGAGGGGACAUGGGAGGGGGCAUGAUAGGGAGAAAGAAAACGAGAGGAGGCGUGAGAAAGAACGGGGAAGGGGGGAGAGGGAUGAUAAGGGGGAUGAGUCGAGGAGACGGGAGAGGGAGAGGGAGGAAAUGGGGAUGGAGGAUGGAGAGAAAGCUGGGGAGAGGAAGGAGGAGAAAGAGAGGGGUAAAGGGCAUGAGAAGGAAGAUGAGCGAGAAAAAGAAAGGUCAAAGGCGAAGGAGAAGGAGAGGGAGAGAUGGGGACCAAAAGGGGAGACAAGGGAUCGUGGGGACGGGCAUGGGAAGGAACGCGAGAGUAGGCACAAGGAGGGGCACAAGGAAACAGACAGGCAUGGUCGUGACAACGCAGGGGGUCGGAAGAGGGAGAGAGAGGAUGAGGGGGAGGAAGAGAGGGAGAAAGGGAGGCAUAAGGAUGGGCAUAGGAAUAGUGGUCGGGAUGGGCGGGAGGGGAAGAGGGAAGAGGAGAAGGGAAGGAGGAGGAAGGAGGAGCAGGACAGGGAAGAGGUUGGAAGGGAAGGGAGAGAGAAGGAGGAGAAACGGGUGAGAGAAGAUCAAGGGAAAGAAGAAAAAGGGAGGGAAGAGAGGGAAAGAGAUGAGAGAGGGAGAAAGGGGAUGGCUAAGGAUGAGAGGGGAGGAGAAGAGACAGGGAGGGGGACGAAGAGGAGGGAGGGGAGAGUGACAGGGGAUGGUUCAGAGGAGGAUUAUGGUGGGUCGGACGGGGCGGGAGGGAGGGGGCAGAGGGAGGGGAGAGGGGAGGGAAGGAUGAACGACGGGAGGAGCAGUGGGGGCGGGAGGGGCGGCAGCAGCGAGUUUCAGAAGCCAUCCUUCCGAAAGGCAGGAGAACAGGAGAGGCGAGGGGAGGAGAGGCGAGGAGAGGACACAGCAGAUAAGGAUGGGAGGAAAGAUGAGGAAGGGGAGACGAGAAGAGGGGGGCCUGUCGGUGGGAGAGGCAGGAGCUUUUUGAGAGAUCAGGGGGGGGAUGGGAGGCCUGAUGAGGGGUGGACAGAGGGGAGGAGUAACGAGGGGAGGAGCAGUGAGGGGUGGAAGGGGGAUGCAGCAAGGAGGCCUGGGGAUGGGUGGAAAGGGGAUGAGGCCCGGAGGCCUGGGGAGGAGUGGCAGCAAGGGGAAGGAACGUGGAGGGCUGGGGAUGGGCCUGUGAUGGGGAGGGGGAGAGGUAUGGACUGGGGUGUGGGGAGGGGCGGGAUGGGCAGGGGAAUGGGAAGGGGGGGCAUGGAUGGGGAAAUGGGAAGGGGAAUGGGGAGGGGGGGCAUGAACGACAUGGGGAGGGGAAUGGGAAGGGGUAUGGGUAGGGAUGGAGGUAUGGGUAGGGAUGGAGGUAUGGGUAGGGGGGGUAUGGGUGGGGAGAUGGGGAGAGGCAUGGGUAGGGGCAUGGGGAGAGGUAUGGGAAGAGGGAUGGGGUAUGAUGGGGGGAGGGACGGAGGGGAUGUGAGAAGUGAAGAAGAGAAGCCAGGAGCAGGUGCAGCAGCAGGUGCAGGAGCAGGGUUGUUGAGUAAGGGGAAUAGAAGUGCAGUAGAGGAGGAGUUGGAAGCAAGGAAGAGAGAGAGGAUGAGGCUGAUUGCUGAGCUGGCGAGAAGAGAGCGGGAGGCGGGGGAGGGGGAGGCGGAGUGGGAGGAGGGGGGAGAGGAAGGGGAAGGGGAGGGAAGGAAGAAGAGAGGGAGAAGGAAGGGAGCGGAGGGAGAGGAGGAGGGGGAGGAAGGAGAGGAAAGGGAGGAAGGGGAGCAGAGGAGAGUGAGGGGAGGGGUGAAGAGGAGCAGAUGGGGAGAUGGAGAGGCGGGGGAGAUAGAGGAGGAGAUGGAAGGGAAGGGCAGGGGGGAAGAAGGAAGAAGGGGGAGAGCUGAUGGGGGAAAGGAGGAGAUGAGUGAUGGAGAGAAAGAGGAGGAUUGGAGGGAGGAAGGUGAGAUGGGGGAUAUGGCAGCAGGGCAUGAGGAGGAGGUAGGGAGGAAGGAGGAGGAGGGAAGGGCGCGAACAGAGGGAGUGGGUGGGUCGAAAUGGGGUAGUCGAUGGUUGGAUGAAGAAGAGGAAGAAGAGCGAGCAGCAGAGGGAGCAGAUGAGGAGGGUAGAGCGAGGGUUAAUACCCCGGAUGAGGAGGGUAGAACGAGGGAUAUUACCCCGGAUGAGGAGGGGGACAAGGAAGGAACCGAUAAUGAUAGGAGGGAUAGUAAGGAUGGGGAAGCCUCCAAGUCCCCACUACCCCAUGACCCAUCGCCGUCAGCAGCAGCAGGUGAAGCAGCAGAAGCAGAGGCAGCAGCCGUGAAAGCUAUAUUCGGCGGGUGUCGUAGUGUGGACUCUUUUGAACGGUUGGACGUGCUCGGGGAAGGCGUGUACGGUGUGGUGCAUCGGGCUCGGGACAAAGAAACCGGGAAGAUUUACGCUUUGAAACGGGUCAAGAUGGAGAAGGAGCGGGAGGGUUUCCCGCUAACAUCACUCCGGGAGAUUAAUAUACUAUUGUCUCUAGACCACCCGGCGAUCGUGGGAGUGAAGGAAAUGGUGGUUAAUUCGUCCAUGGAUCGGGUUUUUAUGGUUAUGGAAUAUGUAGAGCAUGAUUUAAAGGUGCUUUUAGACGCGAUGCCGAGGCCGUUUGGGCAGGCGGAGGUGAAGUGUUUAGUGAAGCAGCUGUUAGAGGGGAUAAGCUACAUGCACGCGAAUUGGGUGCUGCAUCGGGAUUUAAAGACGUCCAAUCUGCUGAUGAACAACGCAGGGGGGAUCAAGAUAUGCGACUUUGGCCUGGCGAGGCAAUAUGGGGAUCCGUUGCGGCCAUACACACAGCCUGUGGUUACCCUAUGGUACAGAGCACCGGAGCUGCUGCUGGGGCAAAAGGAGUAUUCCACAGCCAUAGACGUAUGGUCCAUGGGAUGCAUCAUGGCUGAAAUAAUGACCAAGAAACCACUCUUCAAGGGCGAGUCCGAAAUAGAGCAACUCCAAAAAAUCUUCUGUCUCCUCGGAAGCCCCACCGAUGACACGUGGCGAGGGUUUUCAGAGCUGCCCGCAUGCAAAAAGGGAGCCCGGUUCCCGUCCUUCACGGUGAAUCGGUUGAGAGAGCUUUUUCCGGCGAUUUCGAUUGGCGGGAAGCCGACGCUGUCAGAGGCGGGGUUCGAUCUGCUGUCGCGGAUGCUCAUGUGCGAUCCUGGCCGUCGGAUCAGUGCGGCUGAUGCGGCGAAUCACGCGUGGUUUAGGGAGGAGCCUCUGCCGAAGGCGCAGCAGGACAUGCCGCAGUUUCCGAUCUUGAACGAGAAAGAACGCCGGCGUCGACGGUCUUUCCGCAGCCCUGACCCUCUGAAGGAGCUGCAGCGGCAGGAGAAGAUGCGAGAAAAGGCGGGGCACACGGGACUGUUUUCCUAA
Messenger RNA from Closterium sp. Yama58-4, 5787 nucleotides. NCBI's taxonomy places the organism in Eukaryota, Viridiplantae, Streptophyta, Zygnematophyceae, Desmidiales, Closteriaceae. The record is from the annotation of a GenBank genome assembly.